Molecule: messenger RNA, 2268 nt
Organism: Didymodactylos carnosus
Lineage: Eukaryota; Metazoa; Rotifera; Eurotatoria; Philodinida; Philodinidae
Source: the annotation of a GenBank genome assembly
AUGGGUCCUCGGCGAGUAUUUUUUAACAAAAUACGUAAUGUUGAAGCUCCACCUUCGACUACAUGCAAUUUAAACGAAAAUAUUCCCUGCGAGAAAAAACAACCAUCAUCAUCUGGAAAAAGUGUCGUUGAAAUACCUGUUAUUCAAGAAUCAGACAAUGUUGAUGGCACAACAACUACAACAAAGAAAAAAUUGAUAUUACGAAAAACUAAACGUACAUCUACAAAAAAACUUUAUAAUGGACCAAGAAAAAUAUUUUCAACAAGUUACAAAGCUAAUCGUGCUCAGUUAAAUCAUAAAGAUUUUUUUGGUGCUGAAGAAUUGGAAUUUGAUGAUGAAAAACCAUUGUCUCCAGUCGAAGAUAAAUUUUGUUCUCAAUCAAAUCGUGCUAAUGAAAUCAUUGAUUCGAAUCGUGAACAAAUCAGUCGCAUAACAGUUCUAAAUUCAAAAGGCGUUCAUUUUCCUUGCUCAUCGACAGUUACAACAGCAACAUCAACAUCAACUACUACCACUACAAAAUUAUUACGUUCUUGUCCAUCUCAAACGAAUAAUCGAAUGGUAGUAAAUAAUAGUGGAACAACUGCGACUUCUAGCGCCACAAAAAUAAUUGAAAAUGGUAAAAUGAAAAUUGUUUGUCCAAGAAAUCAAAAAAAUAUGUUUACAGUCGUUCCAAAUAUUCGACAACCGACAACAUGUGAGGAACUUGGUGAAACACAGAGUUAUAUCGAUGAUAUGGAGUAUUUAUUGGCCGGUUUUAAAUCUACAAAAUUAUUGGAUGAUAGAUGUUUAAGUGCUGUUAAAUUUGCUGAACAAUGUGCUAAUCCAAAUUUUCGCAUGCAUCUUCGUACGGAAAGUGCACUUGAUAAAGUAUUUGAAUUAUUAGCUGAUGCUCCUUCUCUACCAAGUUUGAAUUUGUGUACGUCAUUUAUAUUAUACAUUUUAAGUUGGGACACACUAUCGACUGGUAUUAAUCCAAAUACUAUCAAAUUAAUAUUUAAAUUACUUAAUUCAUAUAAUCACUUUAAUGAAUUGUCAUUUGAAAAUGAUCGUGAAUAUGAAAAGACACGUCAACGUAUACAAAAUUUAGUUAAAAAAUAUGCACAAGAAUCAAAUGAAAUAUUUUAUAAUGAACGAUUUUCUACGUCAGAUAUUUUACUCGAAACAUUUGUAAAUUGUACAAGAAAAAAUUUAAAAGAGUGGUUAAAAAAUGAUAUUCGAUUAAUGGAUGGUUUAAGUACAAUAAUCGAUGAUGUUGGAUCAAUUGUUCAAGAUUUAUCUAAUAAUGAUUAUCAAUGUUAUUCUUUAAGUGAAAUACUCGUUCGUUAUAGAAAAAUAUGUCGAUAUAUUAAAAUGUUAGAAGAUUUUAUGAAUGAAAAUAGUGAUAAUCGUGAUUAUGUUUCAAAUUAUAAACAAUUUUCAUUGUUUCAUUCACUUAGCAAAUUGUUGGAUCUCUCAUUAUCAUGGAUGAAACAAUAUACUUUACAAGAAAAAUCUAGCAAAGAUGUUGACGUUGUGUUAACUCAUCAAAUAACACCGACAACGGUGAUGUCAAAUGCAUCAUUGUAUGAAAUAUUUUUACAUGGUUCUAAAACGAUCAUGUCUGUUCUUGUUAUUUUAACAAAUGAAUCGGGUAAAUCUAAAAAAGAAAAUUGUAAACGUUUAAUAUUAGAUGAUCGAUUUUUUAUGAAUUUAUUUCAAUUACUUGUUAUUAUUGAACGAACACAAGCUAAUGAUGAUCGAUUCGAUGUUAUGGCCCUGGCAAUGAAUCUUUUGAUAAAUCUUAUACAAAAUAGCAAAGAUGUCUAUAAACGUUUAAUGGAAGAUGAUAUGCCUGGUUUAACUGGUACGAAUAAAAUGAAAAUAUAUCAAUUUAUGGCAAAAUUGUUUUGUGACAAUGAAGCAUCAGCUGCCAAAGCUGAAAGUCAAGAAGAAAAUGAUUGGAUGGAAAUUGAGCAAGAUUCAUUCAAUCCGGAGCUUCGAGUAACAACUGAGAGUCGAGAAAACUUUAAUCGAGCAUUACAAAAAGCAAGUCAUCAUAUGGAAUAUAGUUUUCUGGCAGCAUUUGCUGGUGUUAUUUUAUCAUUGAUAUUAUUAAAGGACAAAACAUAUAUUGAUCGCAUUAGAGAAUUAAUGCCGUUACAAAAUUUUAAUACGAUUGCAUUUAUAUUGAAAAAAUUUUUUCUGUUCAUGAACUUAUCGAAUGCAUUUACUCAAUCGGGUGUUAAAAUAUUAGAAGAAAUCGUCGAAAUGUUACUAUCAUUAUGUUGA